AUGAACGUUUCAGCUCGUUUCAAUUCGAGCUGGGAUGAGACUUCUCCUCUUGACGCGUUGAGCCAAAUCACUCCCGACCUAUUAUGCGCGCAAAUAAGAUGGCAGGGAGAAGUACUCUACCCACAAAGGGAUGUCCGGACGAGUAAGGCACGAUAUUUCCGGAUAUCAGAUGGCCAUGCUUCCCACCGCCACCUGCUGGACGCGAGGGACGGGGGGCGAGGCUCUCGGAAUGGUAUCAUAUUAGUCCAGUAUACACGUUCUCGUGUGUUUAAGGAUCCCCUUGAACUCCUCCUCAACGACCGGAUAGGCUAUAUCUUGUUGCUUUUCAGCAGCUCAUUUAGCAAAUCGCACAUCAGAGGCCUGGCCUCUUCUCCCGAUCUCAACCACGCCAUACCCAUCUUGGGCUCCAAAUGUCGGACGCCUUUGUUUUUCCUUGCACCAAACUCCCCAAACGAUCCUUCUGGAAGUCGCCCCAACUAUAGCCUGGAAUAUGCCGGUGGGGCUUAUACUCGACCUGUAGCACUGGACUUUGAAACUAUCCCAGACUACCCCCACGAUAGAGACCAAUGGAUGUCAUCUCAAAUUCAGUUCCAUAUUCCCAACACCGUAGAACCAGUUUCCCCCUUUUCCAUGUCCUCUGCGCUACCCCACCUGAAGCAAUCCUCACAGAACUCGUCACUGGACAGCAAGAGCGUGGCAGAAUCUGACCGACAAAGUACAAGUACAAAUCAGGCGGAUCUUUCUUACGUGGUCCCGGCUACAUCGGAUUCUCAGUUCACUUACACUCGAGGGUACGCCAGCCGAAGGAGUAGCAGCCACCUGGGACUCCCCACCAUCCCCGAGCUCUCAUGGGCAGAGUCUGUGCGUUUGUCCGAGCUCGAAGCGGACAACGGACAUUCAUUCCCCGGGUCACAUGCCCAUUCACCGCUUUCUGGAGAAGAGGAUGAAAGCCUUACCCACUCAAAUCCAACACCUAUGCUGAUGGGAGGACCAGGUUCUAAUUCAUCAACACACUCUGGGCUUACAUCAGAUUCGGCUCCUCGAACACCACCCUUAGAGGCGCAGAAAGACUAUUUCUCGACCGCUUCAGUAUCGGCUCAACUCCCUGACCGGCCGGAUGGUUAUUCGCAUGAGGCAUAUCCUGCCGCGCCCCAUUCGUACAUUUCGUCACCUUCCACGCCCUAUCUCCGCGAUUCCUGGAGCCAGUUUAUGCUGGAUGCACAAUCACAUUACAUAUCAGCAUCCGGAUCAGUACACGGUACUGAGAUGCGCUCAAAUAGACCACCGUCGGCGAUUGAAGAAAAAGGAGAAAAAUGGACUGGCGAGGUCCCUAACGUAUGGUCGCUGUUUAGCGCAUCGCCGACAUCGGGUGUCUUGCAUCUUCCGCCGACUCCACCUGUACCCGCAUUACCACAGAAACUCAUAGUCAACCCGAUAUUUGCGCAUAUACUAUGGGACAUCCGGUUCCCACCGGCCUCGGCAUCGCUCAUCACGGCCAAGUACCGAAACGGCGCCAAGAGUCGCUCAGAGCUAUGGCACGACAGCGAAGGAGCGACUAGAGCCCUAAGCAAAGUCGAGCAUGUUGCACAUCUCGUCCCCACACACACGAUGGCGCGCGCGGGUUACGGGGAAAGCGCAACGCCCGACGAACCUCCGACGUACGUCUCGGUCGCCGAUGUUUUGUUUGCGCUGCACGAGCAGCUCGUGCUGCGGUUCGUCAAGCAAAACGAAUGGGAAAAGCUUGAUGAACGCACGAGGUGGUAUAUCAGCAGGGCGUAUGGGAAAAACCGGGUGGCGGAUUCGAGCGAUGCGGGGAGCUUCGCUAGUAGAUUCAGUGGCAGCGUGGGCGAUGGGACGAGUAUGCGCGGGAGCGUCUGGAGCGAAGGGAGCCGCAUGAGCGACGUCCUACGUGAACGAACAUUGUUUGCCGGAAUACGGUCCGACCCCGCGUACAAGCGCCGUACGCCCGAAGAUGGCUUGACUCACCUUGUUAUGGACCUUCGUCGACAUGAGAGGCCGGCCUCUAUGGCAUCGGCGUGA
Rhizoctonia solani is the source of this 2040-nucleotide messenger RNA. RefSeq lists its product as uncharacterized. The transcript has 9 exons. Bases 1 to 2040 code for a protein of 679 amino acids. Lineage: Eukaryota; Fungi; Basidiomycota; Agaricomycetes; Cantharellales; Ceratobasidiaceae. The record is from RefSeq and is a predicted model, not a curated record.